Molecule: messenger RNA, 2157 nt
Organism: Trichoderma gamsii
Lineage: Eukaryota; Fungi; Ascomycota; Sordariomycetes; Hypocreales; Hypocreaceae
Exons: 4
Coding region: 1-2157 (718 amino acids)
Biological process (GO): DNA-templated transcription
Cellular component (GO): nucleus
Molecular function (GO): DNA binding; zinc ion binding
Source: RefSeq, a predicted model, not a curated record
AUGCGUGAAACAGCCGGUCGCUCCGUUUCCGACUUUUCGUGCUAUGCCUGUAAGAGUAAUCGGGCAUUGCCCAUUUGUGGCCUCUGCGAUAGGCUGAGUGGCACAUGUGAAUAUCCCACUUGCAAUCAAAAGCCAGGUCCUAAAGUUGGGAGUACCCAGAAAAACACUCGCAGGCCCGUUAAUUCACGAAAUGGGCGUCCUUCAAGGAGAGGCCCCUCUCCUAAUGUGCCCGAGGCCACUGCCUCACGAAGUGCCUUAUCCACCGAUGAUACGCCAUUAACCAGAGCUGCAAAGCCUGUUCAAGCAUCGACUCAAAAUCUUCCACUCUCAAGACAGUCUCCCCCUUUAGCGAAUAGCGAUGACGAGCAAAAUACUCCUGCGAGUGCGACAACAUUCGUCCAGAUCAUGCAUCCUUCACACGAGGUGCAGCUACAAUCAGGCUUUUCUCCUUCUUGUGGAGGUACGGCCACCGAAGCUAUUGUGAAACGCGUGUGUGAGGGACUGGAAAUCUCCAAAGAGCUCUACAACUACCUGAUGGACUCGUACUUUAACAACAUGACAACAUUUACACUGUUCAAGCCGUAUAAGAUCGAGGAAAAAUUUUCUCAGAUGCAAUCCGCAACUGAAGCUGAAGCUUUAGUAGCCGCGACAUUCGCCUACGCCGCAAGAUUCCAUUCUUCCUUCAAAACGCCGUCACGUCCCACCGACUGUCCUUCGCAUUCCUACUUUGCUCGUAUCGCUUCAAAACGCCUAAGUGACGCCCUUGAGCAACUGGACGACUCAGUAGCUCCACUCUGGCUUCUUCAGGCCUAUAUCCUCCUCACCUUUUACCAGUUGACACAAAGUGUCCGGUCAAAAUCAUGGAGGCUUUUGGGGGUUUGUAUCCGGCUAGCAUACGAGCUGAAUCUUCAUCGAGUGGAUUUUCCAUCCAAGCGACAGGUAGACAAGGACAAUCACAACAUCGACACGGAGCAUUGGUCCAUGCUUGAGGAAAAAAGAAGAGCUUGGUGGGCCAUCUGGGAGAUGGAUGUCCUUGCUAGUGCAAUUAGACGCUUGCCCAUGGCUAUCAACUGGAGCUAUAACUUUACGUUUCUGCCAGUUCCUGACAGCUGCUGGUUUGGUGAUAGCCCUCAAAGAAGCUGCCAUCUCGCCGAAGAUCCGAAUCUCCGCUGGAAGCAGUUGCACAAGUCAGGCAAUUCUAGCCCGAAAGCCUGGUACAUUGUUAUCAACUCCUUUGUAUACAAUUGUCAGUUGCUUCUGCCGGAUUAUAAACUCGAAAGCGAUCCAACAACAAAUAUCGCUUAUGUUACCAUCUUAGCCAACUGCUUGUACUGCACGACUAACUCACUUCCCUCCGAUCUUACCUAUCAUGGACAGGCUCUUGACUUUCUCACUAAAAGGUCCCCGCAAGAUAUCAGCUGUCGUCAGUAUCAUAACGACAUAUAUUGCAUUCAUAUAAUAACACAGCUUGUCCAUUUCAUGAUCUUCCAACACCAGAUCGCCGCCGAAGCCCCCUGGAUGACUCCGUUUCAAGCAAAAAAUAUAAACGGGGGGAAUGAGAACAAAGUUUCCAAUCAUCCUUUAUGGUCGAAUUAUAUGAAGGCCUCUGAGGAUGUCAUCACCAUCGAACGCAAUAGUUCUGGUGAGCACUACAAAUACACCAACCCUUUUAUGACCAAUACGCUGUGGAUUGCCGCGGCGGCACAAAUAGCGUGCCGCAUGUUUGGGCCUUUGUCUCUCAAUAAGCAGCUGGCGGAUUCGAAUUAUGAGCUGAUCUGUCUCAACAUCGAUCGAUCAAUCAUUUUCUGGUGCGGCAUGGAUAUUUUGAAACGUAGACUAACCAGAGUUGAGACUUCAUUAAAAGGUUUAACUGCAAAGCAAGGCGGUGAUAAUAACUUGCAAAACUUGGGCGGGAUUCCAACUUCAGAAACGAUGACCUCUCACCAGGAUGCGUCUUCUGGGUCGUCGAAUUACUCCGAUCCGCUAACAUAUACAUCGAUGAAUUCGAAUAUGCUGUCAUUGAUGCCUCUUCUUGGCAAUAGCACUGAGCAACAUGCUUCCGUAGACUAUGGGGAUUUUAUGGCUGGUAUCGAGCAGCUCUUCCCUUAUGACAUAAACGACUCAUGGGUCAACUUGGAUCUGUCUCAUUUGCAGUAG